GCUCACUCGGAAUGCCAUCCAAGACGAUUCCACGCGAGGAAGACAGCUGACAGGCGUCGUACACAAGCGACGCUCCUCUGUUAUUGUUCAGAAACAAAAGUCAAAGAUUUUUCUUUAGAAAGCUUAUUUUAAAUUUAACUCAGUGCGUCGUUUAUCAGUGACACCAACAUAACACACACAAAAAACUAGACAAGUUCACCCGAAGGCUGCAACUGUACUAGAAGACUAAAUAAAGAGAAGCUCGUCGCCUCGACCGUUUUUGUCCUGUUGAUCCUGUUCGUUAUUCGGCACCGGAGUCGGGUUUUUUUUUUGCAGGAUCUACAGAAGGAAACGUCUCCUAACGAGUCUGGUCCCAGUGACAGACGGCACGUCUGGAGCCCCUGGCGGAGAAGCGCAGCGGUCACGUAAGCCGGACUGACUAGCCAUCCUGAAAGGUGGGUUGGCCUUGAGACUUAGCCAUGCUCUCAUUGGACGAACCGCUGGACUUGAAGAUCUCAUCAAGUGAUAGGGCACUCAGAACAUCUAUCUGUGCUCCACUACGAUUUGCCCGAACCCAGAUAUUAUGCCUGACACACAGCUCUGACACUGGUAAAGAUGUUCUGGACUCUCCCCCUUCCUCAAAGCUGGACCUGUGCGCGUCCCCCUCUCCCUCUCCCUCCCCUCCCUCCCCUCAGCACUCUCACUCUAGCUGCAGUCCUCUAGCGCCACCCCCAGCCGUGAAUUCAGAGACCAUCAGUUACCUGGAGGAUGGGGCUUCUUCACCCCCAAGUUUUCAGUUUUUCCUGCCAGUUGAUUCCCGAGGCAGCCUUCACCGCUCUAUGCUAGUUGGUCAGCGUCAGGAGAGACGGGAGUCUCCUGAACCAGGGGAUGAACAGCUUGCCUGUCGCUGGCUUAAGUGCCACCUGCUGUUCGAGUGCUUGCAGGACCUGGUGGAUCAUGUGACUGAGUUCCACGUGAAGCCAGAGAGGAGGUCUGGGUACUGCUGUCACUGGGAAGGGUGCGCGCGCAAAGGUCGCGGCUUCAAUGCCAGAUACAAGAUGCUGAUUCACAUUCGUACACACACCAAUGAGAAACCCCACCAGUGUCCCAUUUGCAGCAAGAGUUUCUCUCGGCUGGAAAACCUCAAAAUCCACACCCGCUCUCAUACAGGAGAGAAGCCCUAUGCAUGUCCAUAUACGGGCUGUGGAAAGCGAUACUCUAACUCCAGUGACCGCUUCAAGCACACGCGCACACACUACGAGGACAGGCCCUACUGCUGCAAGAUGGCUGGCUGCCACAAACGCUACACGGACCCCAGUUCCCUCCGCAAGCACAUCAAGGCCCACGGCCAUGCUGUCGCCCAGGAAACCCCCGCCUCGCCGGGGGCAGAACUGCCCGUGUCAUGGAGCCGCCCAGGUGGGGGAGCAGGGCUUGGAGAAAGUGUGGGCACGGAACGGGAUCUUUCAAGCCUGCCCAACCCAGGAAGGGCUCGUCUAGCGUUACCAGGAGCAACGCUGGCCCUUCUCAGAGCUCACGCUCUCCACACCUUUACUGGGCCUCUGAUGACCCUCAUGGCCCCCCCACUGGACCUCUCCAUGGCCUCUGCACUCCCAGGGCUGGGAGCUGUGCUCAGCCACAGAAGGGGGGCCCUGGGCUUGGGCAAGACACACCCGCUCGAGCCCUUCAUACUUCCAUCCCUCACGCUCGGGGCACAGCAGAGGGGUAGAGGUGGUGAUGAUGAUGAGGAUGAUGAAGAAAGAGAGGUAGAAGCAGGGCAUGAGACUCUGUCUUGGGUGUUUGUCCCACCAGGCAUGAUGAUGCUGAGGCAGGCUAUGGUUAGCUGAACGAUGGUCAUGUGAUCAACUGUCAAUCACAUGGAGGUGUGUUUGCAGUGCAAUAUAAAAAUGUAAAGUUGAAUAACUUAAAAAAAAAAAAGUUUUCUUCAUCUAAACCUUUUAAAUUUGAUUCAAGAAAAUGUAGUCUGCCAGCUGGCUUUGAAGGGAAUCAGCUUCAUUCAAAUUCAUUUGCUAAAAUGACAAUUUAGAAAUGAUAAACUUGGGACACUUUGAGUCGUAUUUUGAUAGGGCUUAACAGCCAACAGUAUACAGGAGGACGUGCAGUGUGCUUCCAUGCCAAUAUUUACAGAACUCUUUAGACACAUAUUUAUUCCUUAUCUGGGAAUAAUAGAGAAAGAGCUGCAAGAGUGUGUAAAUGUGUGUGUCUUUGUGUAUGUCUGUGUGCGGAACUGUUAAUGUUCAGCGGUCACCUUUAAAUAGCCAGAACCAUGUCACAACUGUCUUAAAAGCUGGACGAUAAUUAGCUCCAACUAAACUCUAAACUCUAUAAUGAACUCAUUUAAGCAACUUCAAUUUUGGAACAAGAACUACUAUCUUCUUUUUUCAGCUUCACAAAAAGCCACUAUGAUUCUUCCUUAAAGAUAAGAUUGUAAUUUAAUAUUACAGAUACAAUUGUAAUUUAAUACACAUCUAAGCCCUUAAAUCAAACAAAGCUAAAGUUGCCAGUAUAUGAAUUUUAUGUGAAAGGACUGUUUGCCAUUUUUCUUCAUUGUUGAAUUUACUAUACAUACUCAGCUCAUUGUUCUCAGGAACAAACUCACUCUGAGUCAGAGUGCACGGAUACCCAUGAAAAACCCAGUUUCAGAAUUCAUAUCCACAUCUUUUCAUUCAAGUCCAGCUGUUUACUUGUGCCUCACUUAUAGGUCAGCAUCAUAACAACCCAUAAGAGCCAAACCGAUGGGCCUCAAAUAUGAACCUAUGGUUGAGAAACAAAUAGCAGUGGGAAUUCAGGUAGAGUUGGUCUUAGCGUGUGGCUGAUGUUUGGGCAUAUGGUAUAGGACUUAGAAAAUGCCAACAGAUCACAAAAAGAAAAGCAUCUCACAAUAGUAGUCGUCGUUUUCUUUUUAAAGGAGCCUGUCAAUAACACUGACCAUAGGCUUACAUUAUGUGUUUUGAACCAGUGGUAGUGUUCUCCUUUACAUAGAGUGCAGUGUGUGGCAGAUCCUGCUUAACUUGCAACAGUUCCUGAAGCCUGCUGACAGCUAGAUGAUUCACACACAGGUGAUAAAAGGAUGAACGGAGACUUUGACGUCAUAAGCAUGUUGACCUCUAGGGAGGUUCUGAACAUUGGACAAAGACAGAAGGAUAAGGUCCAUAGUCUCCAUAGUCUCAGUAAGAGUAUGUGUGCAAAUCCGUCUCACACCCUAACAGAAUCAUCAAAUAUAAGUCUUUUUGUACUCUCUGCUCUUACAUGUAUACGUUUUCCCCUUUGUUGAUGCAAGAAGGUUUUAUAAUGCUGUUAAGACGAGACACAUCCAGUGUCGAGCUCGCAGGUCUCAUAACUCCAGUCGAUUUAGUAGCUUGUAGAGCUGAACCAUUAGUUCUCUGUAAAGGCUGCUACUGUUCAUCAUAAUCUCUGCAUGAAAAACUUGUUUGAAAUGUAAUUAUGUCACUGUACAAGGAUCUAAAAACUAUGGACAAUGGCCCAUUUUAGCCAUCAUCUGAACACUUUGAACCUUUAUUUAAAUCUUCACAGUGGGUUGCCUGCCAUCUGCUUAUAUCUUUGUGACUGAUUAAUAACAAGUGCCUUUUAGUAAGAGUUUACUGCAGAUGGGCAGCGGUAAUAUUCAGGAGUUAGCUGACUGGUUGUGACACAUCUUGCACUUUGUAAACACACAGUAUUAAAACAUACACUUGCACUUGUGAACAUAUGUUACAAUGUGUAUGUCUUAUAGGGACUUAGCCAUAAGGCUAUUUGAAUGCUGGUCUUAGAUUAUUAGAUUAGUAGUCAAACCGCUUUUUUCCACUAACGUGCAAAGAUAUUUAUCCCAAGCCUACCGCCUGCUGCACAUUCUGGUUAUGUUACUGACAAAGCAGUGUGGCUGAAAGGAUGUGAACAUAUUAAAACACCCCUUAAAGUAUGCUAUCUGUAAACCUUUGCUUAUGAUGAAUUUUUAGACCUUUAGCUUUUAUGUAAAGUAAUAAAAAAAAAAAAUCUAAUAAUAGCUUGUUUGUUGUCAAAGACAGGUCCUUUGAAAAAGAGACUAGUGACUUUAAUUGCACAAAACAUGCUAUAACCAGUCAGCUAACUUGUGGCUACAACCGUAAUGCCAAAAUACGUGAUAAAACUCUAGUUGGUUGUAUGUCACAUGGUGUCCCUGAGGUUUUGUACAGGAUCUAUAUAUACGAAUAGCAGCUAUCAGGCCACUUGUGUCUGUAUGUAUAUUUCCCAGAUAGCAUGAGGUUCUAGCGCUGAGCAUACAAUCUAUUUCUACAUGUUUACAGAUGGCAGCUCCCUGAGAUUGUUCCUUACAGGAUAGCAGAGGUGCAAAUUUUGCUAAAGGCGAUUCUGACGAAGACUAAAAAUGUCUAAUAAAAAGUGUCAUAUGUUAAAUGUA
This is a messenger RNA of Electrophorus electricus (electric eel), 4393 nucleotides long. RefSeq names its product GLIS family zinc finger 2a (gene glis2a). Gene Ontology annotation, molecular function: DNA-binding transcription factor activity, RNA polymerase II-specific; RNA polymerase II cis-regulatory region sequence-specific DNA binding. The record is from RefSeq and is a predicted model, not a curated record. Gene Ontology annotation, cellular component: nucleus. Gene Ontology annotation, biological process: regulation of transcription by RNA polymerase II. NCBI's taxonomy places the organism in Eukaryota, Metazoa, Chordata, Actinopteri, Gymnotiformes, Gymnotidae.